Molecule: messenger RNA, 5049 nt
Organism: Ostrea edulis (European flat oyster)
Lineage: Eukaryota; Metazoa; Mollusca; Bivalvia; Ostreida; Ostreidae
Exons: 16
Coding region: 520-4380 (1286 amino acids)
Source: RefSeq, a predicted model, not a curated record
GGGGCAAGCUUAAAUACAGUUUGGAUAAAAUUGGGUUUAGAAACAAUUGCAAGGGUUGUAUAUUGAUUUUAAAGCGACCCAUUGUGUCGAGUAAAUUCCUUUGAGUGUCUUUAGAGUAAACAAAUUUUCGUGUCAUUUACUAUCACUGCUUGUCGUGUUGUGGAUCUGCCGCUACCCGCCUGUGCCCCCCGUGUACCUCCCCAACAGAAGUUCUGUCAGGCCGUCGGAACCGAACAACUGAAGUGUGGAAAAAAUAUAAUAAUCCUAGACGGGUUCACGGGAUUGACCCUAAGACAAUCAGCCGGAUUAAAUUUACUUAAACGUGUGUUGCAAACCUCUCCCAGUUAAAAAGGAUUGAGUAAUUUUUGUUUUUUGCAUGCACAUGCGAGACUGCCGUGUGAUGAACACGCAAGGCGAGUGAACAAAAAUGAGUUAUAGAAAAGAAGAUUCUCUGAUUUUGGAGAGUUUUUCUGAGAAACACAGACAGGGAGAUUUUCAGGUUGUGAUUUUGGAAUAGCCAUGGAUGAUGUCGCUGCGCAAAUAUUUCUGCUGGAUAGGGAAUUAAGGGAACAUUUUCGGAAACUAGGCUUCUACCGGGAGGUCCCGACCCCUGAGCUCCUACGAGAGGCCCAGCAGGUGUACUACACUUUAGACUGGCCCCAGCAGUUUGACGAUGACGGAGAUCCACUUCCUGACUCCCCGUCCUCUACACGAGACGAAGUUCUAAAUCCGGAUGAGGUUAGAGAACUGGACGAUCACGCGCUACAGACACCUAGCACAUACCUGGGGCAGCAUAUACGGUACCUUGUAGAAUACCUCAUACGACCUGCCAUCAGUGAUGUCCACAAGGCGAGGGUCCUCACAAGAUGGUUGGGUCGUUGUAUAGAUGAAGACUAUAUCAAAUACCUGCCCAGAACAGAGUGGAGUCACCCAGAAUCAGUGGCAGGCUAUAUUUGGAAGUUGAGGAAAAGACAGAUUGACUAUGACGAGUUAUUCCAGACACUUUGCUCGUAUGCCGGAUUGAAGUCCAAGAACGUUGAAGGAUGUGUUAGAAACACAAUCAAAUACGAGGUAGGAAAUGAUUUUAUGGAGCAGAGGAAAAGUUGGACUGCAGUCCUUUUGGAUGGUAAUUGGCGUUUAUUGGACGUCCGCUGGAUCUGUGAGGCCGCAUACGGAGUCGCAAAAACUAACUGGAGACUCAUUGAAGACGAAAAGGGGAAAGUAGAUACCAGCAAAGCCAUUAAAGAAAACAGAAACACGUUCAAGACACAAUGUCGGUUCAGGGAAUUCUAUUUCCUGACAGAUCCUGAAAUAUUUAUCUACGAUCAUUUUCCUGAUGACGAAAAAUGGCAGUUGUUGGCAAGAAAGGUUUCAUAUAAAGAAGCAAAAGAAAUGGCGGCUCUACGUGCAGACUUCUUCAGAAAUAAAAUGGUACUCCGAUCUCAUCCCAAAUGUAUCACAGAAAGCGACGAUGGCAUAGUAAAAUUUGUCAUAGGACUGCAAGAGGAUACUCGAAUGACGUUUGUUUAUAAAUUAUACAGAUCUAAAAGUAGCAAAGAACCAAUGGAUCCAUCCAGAAAAGAGCUCGACAGAUAUGUCUUCAUGGAGAGAGACAGUGAUGAAUGUGUGGUGCGGGUGGAGAUAAGAUGCCCUGCCGAGGGAGAGUACCUGUUCGAGUUACACGGGAGUCAAAAUGUUGAGUCUUGCCAUUCCUUGUUGUUGACAUACUUCAUUAGAUGCACUGGAAUUAAGGGUGUGAUUACUCCACUGCCACCCAACAUCAGACAGGAGUGGGGUCCCGGAGAGGACACACGAGAUAUGGGAAUGGUCCCUGUCACCCAUAGAAAGGGACAGGUGGAAGCAGACGAUGGGGGUGCAGAGAUCACAUUUAAUUUAGAAAAAGAUCUUGAAUUCAAACACGACCUUGUCAAAGGUGAUGAAGACGUCUCAGUCACGGAUGGUCACGUGGUACACACAAUAGAGAAUGGAAAGAUGAACAUCAGCUUGAGAUUGCCCUCUUCCGGAGAAUAUGCUUUGAACGUUAUGGCAAAAGAGAAGUUCAAAAAGACAAGAUUUGCUCCAGCAUGUAGCUAUCUUGUAAGCUGCGAUGAUGAGCCACUACAGACAAAACCCUUACCAAACAUUGACGGGCGACAUCUUGGAACAAAUCAGAAAUUUCAUGAAUUAGGAUUUAAAGAGGAUGAUGCCUGGACAUCCUAUAUAAAUAACCUCGUUACGGGGGAAUUCUCUAUGCAAAUUCAUAAGCCUCAUGACGUCUUUGUUGCGGCAACUUUGGAGCUUGAAGAAGGAACCAAAUCAGAAACGUUUGACAAUUUUGUUAUCUGUGACACUCAAGACAACAAGGUUAAGGUCACUGCUCUUUUCCCUAAAAGUGGAACAUACAAACUGACGCUCUAUGCCAGAGUAGAUUCCAUUCAAGAUGAAAACAAGCACAUACCUAUCUAUACCAAAAUCAUCGAAGUCGUUCUACCCACAUUAGCGGGGAUGCCGUCUCCCAUUCAAUCCAGCAUACCAGACUGGUGUCAUGGUUACCAUUUAAAAGAGCCAAGAAGCUUGUACUUAGCAAGUGGAGAGAUGACCAAGAUCUCAGUUUCCGUCGCAGAAGCCCACAAUAUAAAGGUAAAAGGUCACCCAGAAUGUCACCUAAAACCAAAUGACGAAGGUUACUGGGAAGGUUAUUUAAAGACCGGACCUCCCAGAAGUACCGUGGACCUCCUGGUCAGCGAAUCUCCUCAUGGACAGCCAUUUAAACUCAUAUCAUAUCAGGUUGUAUCAAAAGAAGAACUCUUGCAAAUCGAAGUGGAACAAGAGGAGCUCUUUAAAAAGGCAUUAGAUGAACUUCAGACACUUGAAGAAGAAAAAUAUGCUAGAGUGCUCGUCCGAAUGCAACAAGCAGUGAAGGACAGAAACAGACAAAAGUUACAGAAACUGUUAUACCGUGCUAAAGAAAUGAAACCUGAUCAAGUGGAUGUGGAAAUCGUUCGAGCUGAGCGAGUGUUGAGGGAACUGGUUGAUAAAGAAGAAAAAGACAUUGCUAGAAAGGAACUAAGAAAGGCAACCAGAACAUGUGAUCUUCCAAGUCUGGAAGGUGCUCUUUUAAAGAUCAAACGAUUGAAACUUCCAGAGGAGGAUGGAGAUAUAUCUGCUGCAGAGGAAGUCCUACAGACACUAAGAGAAAAACAAGAAGUUGCGCUUGGAAAGACACGUGACAAGUCACAACAAACAUCUGAAGCACCUGCUCCACUUUUCUAUGGCAAUCACAGUGGUGUGCAUAUUUAUGUAAUGCACGAUGGUCGCGUUCAACACUCUGAAAUUGCUCCUGAUAACAGCGUCUUACAGUCGAGUCGUUUGACAAGAGAUGCUGAUGUUCAAACCUUGGACAAUUCUGCUGAUGAGGAGAUUAAAGAAGAUUUUAUAUAUUUAGCAAUGGAUUCUUCGACACCAAGAAAGACGAGAAAGACAGACACAUCUAAGGUACCUGAACUGUUACGUCAGCAUCUGAAGAAACGUCACCUAAUGGAAGAUGAAAUCGACGCUGAGGAAAUUGAGCCGUCUGCUAUGGGUGCUUUGUCUAUGAUUGACCAUGAAGAAAUCGGAGAUAGAUCAUACACGAGUCGCGGAGGCUCCGGAAGCUCUCGGUCAUGGAAAUCUCGAACGAUGGACGUAUUCAAGAAAUAUUGGCACGUGAUGAAGGAGAAGUCAGAAUUAAAUCGUCAAACACUCAACGAUGACAUCGAAAACGAGGUCCAACGUCUGAAGCACAUAAACCAAAUGUGUAGAAAGAUGUCCCGUGCCGCACGUCGUAUCGGACUCAACUACAACAAUCUGAUAGACAGCGAGCAGAUGUUCCACGACAUCUUGAACGAACCAAACGACCAAAACGACAGUCUAACGGAAGACUUCUGCAACACGUCUGCGAUUCAACAAGACGUUAUCAUCGUGGAAGAAGGACUCAAAUCUGCAUUUGAGGAUUUUGCUAAAAGCAUGGAUGGUCUCUGUGUAGAACUUAUCACCAAAGCUGAGAACACUGCAAAGGAACUGGAAAGGACAAGGUUAGAAAUGGCAACUGAGGACUUGCUGAGCUCCAGUUCCAAGAGCUCCCUACGGAGUGACUCGGGAGUUGGCGGAUCCAGCGAUAGGGACCAUCCGGAUUACGUGAAAACCUCAUUUUACGCCGCCAAAAAUACAAUACUAGAGGAGUUACGCUCUACUAACGCUUCUACGGAGGAAGACAUCAGGCGACAACUCGCCGCUUUACAGAAGCACAUGGCCGACUAUCACCAUGGCAACACCUCUUCUCAUGGCGCAAACACUUCCGGAAACCAUUCCGGGUUGUUCUCAAACUCAUGGAAGCUCUAACAGACCAAAAAGGAACCCGUGCGAUAAAGAUCACUGGGUUACCCCCACUGCAUUGCUUAGUUAUAAAUCUUGAGAAUUCAUGCCACAUUGUACGAACUGGAUUUACUACAAGUAAUGGAUUAAGUUUUACAAUAUUGCGAUAUUAUUAAAUCUGUGAUAUAUAUCAAAUGAUGCUUGAUAUUUAAACCGGUUUGUGUAGAAUAGAAGAAUGGUUUGCAUUGUAUACACGCUUGCUUUAUUCUUGCACUUUGUGUCCAUUCAGUUAUACAGAAUGCAGCAUAUCAUAUACGAGGUUUAUAGAGAUCUUUAAAAUGUAUUUUCUCCACGUGGUAUUUACCUUGUUUCCCUUCACAAUAAAUGACUUGACAUAACUUUGGUGACAGAAUAUUUUGAUAGGCAUCGAUAAUAAUAAAGUAUUGUUACUUUUUAAUGCAAAAUAAAGGGGAAAAAUUUGUUUUUAUUUUCAAAUAAAAUGUUGUUAUUAUUGUGGUUAGCUGUUGACUUGAUGUGCAGUUUGAAAGGUGGGUCUCAUUGUUAUCUUUACUAAAUGUAUUUCGUCUCUUCAUUAAUGUUGAUUAUUUGUUAUCAAAUCUUUUAUCAUUGUUAUAUUUUGUUGUUUUCUUCAUAAUAAAUUGUGCUACAGAAAUAUUAAAGUAUAUUUAUUACAAC